UAAAGAGUGUUCUUACCUCAUGAAAAACCUGGAAAUGGUUGAUAUUGUGACCUGAUACUUGCUCUUCUGUCACAGUGUCGACACUGCUGAGAGGUCCGAGGUCUACAGUGAUGGGUUUCACCAAACAGAUCUGGACUCUGUAUUUAAGCUUCUUGAGGAGAGCAUUAACACAUUUGUGAAGAAGGAGCUGAAGAGAUUUCAGAGGGUUUUAAGUCCUGGUCCAGAAAGCAUAAAGAGGGAGGAUGAUGACCUGCCUGAUGAUGAAGAUGAAGAGCUGAGGCAGAGCAGCAGAGAGGCUUUUCUCAAGAUCACUCUUUACUUCCUGAGGAGAAUGAAGCAGAAGGAGCUGGCUGACUCUCUGCAGAGCAGGGGUUCUGCUGUCAUGUGCCAGGAAAAACACAAAUACAAUUUGUCGAAGAAGUUUCGGACUUUGUUUGAGGGGAUCUCUAAAUCAGGAAACCCAACCCUUCUGAAUCAGAUCUACACAGAGCUCUACAUCACAGAGGGAGGGACUGGAGAGGUCAAUGAUGAACAUGAGGUCAGACAGAUUGAAACAACAUCCAGGAAACCAGACAGACCAGAAACAACCAUCAGACAAGAAGACAUCUUUAAAGCCUCACCUGGAAGAGAUGAACCAAUCAGAACAGUGAUGACAAAGGGAGUGGCUGGCAUUGGGAAAACAGUCUUAACACAGAAGUUCACUCUGGACUGGGCUGAAGACAAAGCCAACCAGCACAUACACUUCACAUUUCCAUUCACUUUCAGAGAGCUGAAUGUGCUGAAAGAGAAAAAGUUGAGCUUGGUGGAACUUGUUCAUCACUUCUUUACUGAAACCAAAGAAGCAGGAAUCUGCAGGUUUGAAGAGUUCCAGGUUGUGUUCAUCUUUGACGGUCUGGAUGAGUGUCGACUUCCUCUGGACUUCCACAACACUGAGAUCCUGACUGAUGUUACAGAGUCCACCUCAGUGGACGUGCUGCUGACAAACCUCAUCAGGGGGAAACUGCUUCCCUCUGCUCGCCUCUGGAUAACCACACGACCUGCAGCAGCCAAUCAGAUCCCUCCUGAGUGUGUUGACAUGGUGACAGAGGUCAGAGGGUUCACUGACCCACAGAAGGAGGAGUACUUCAGGAAGAGGUUCAGAGAUGAGGAUCAGGCCAGCAGGAUCAUCUCCCACAUCAAGACCUCACGAAGCCUCCACAUCAUGUGCCACAUCCCAGUCUUCUGCUGGAUCACUGCUACAGUUCUGGAGGAUGUGUUGAAAACCAGAGAGGGAGGAGAGCUGCCCAAGACCCUGACUCAGAUGUACAUCCACUUCCUGGUGGUCCAGACCAAAGUGGAAAACAUCAAGUAUGAUGGAGGAUCUGGGACAGAUCCACUCUGGAGUCCAGAGACCAGGAAGAUGAUUGAGUCUCUGGGAAAACUGGCUUUUGAGCAGCUGCAGAAAGGAAACCUGAUCUUCUAUGAAUCAGACCUGACAGAGUGUGGCAUCGAUAUCAGAGCAGCCUCAGUGUACUCAGGAGUGUUCACACAGAUCUUUAAAGAGGAGAGAGGACUGUACCAGGACAAGGUGUUCUGCUUCGUCCAUCUGAGUGUUCAGGAGUUUCUGGCUGCUCUUCAUGUCCAUCUGACCUUCAUCAACUCUGGAGUCAAUCUGCUGUCAGAACAAUCGACAUCCUGGUGGUCUAAACUGUUCACAGACAAUUAUAAACUUGCACAUUUUUACCCGAGAGCUGUGGACGUGGCCUUACAGAGUCCAAAUGGACAUCUGGAUUUCUUCCUCCGCUUCCUCCUGGGUCUUUCACUGCCGACCAAUCAGCGUCUUCUACCAGUCUUUCUUAGAUACAAAACAAGCAUCUCGCAGACCAAUGAGGAAACGGUCCAGUACAUCAGGAAGAAGAUUGGGGAAAAUCCACGUCCAGAAAGAAGCAUCAAUCUGUUCCAUUGCCUGAAUGAGCUAAAUGACCAUUGUUUAGUUGACAAGAUCCAGAAGUACUUGAGCUCAGGACGUCUCUCUGCACACAAACUGUCUCCUGCUCAAUGGUCAGCUCUGGUCUUCAUCUUACUGUCAUCAGAAAAAGAUCUGGACGUGUUUGACCUGAAGAAAUACUCUGCUUCAGAGGAGGCUCUUCUGAGGCUGCUGCCAGUGGUCAAAGCCUCCAAAAAAGCUCAACUGAGUGGCUGUAACCUCUCAGAGAGAAGCUGUGAAGCUCUGGCCUCAGUUCUCAGCUCCCAGUCCUCCAGUCUGAGAGGACUGAGUGACAAUGACCUGCAGGACUCAGGAGUGAGGAUGCUUUCUGUUGGACUGGAGAGUCCACACUGUAAACUGGAAACUCUCGGGCUGUCAGGCUGUAUGGUCACAGAGGAAGGCUGUGCUUUUCUGGCCUCAGCUCUGAGAUCCAACACCUCCCAUCUGAGAGAGCUGGACCUGAGCUACAAUGAUCCAGGAGACUCAGGAGUGAAGCUGUUGUCUGUCGGCUUGAAAGAUCAACGCUGUGAACUGGAGACUCUCAGAGUGGUCGACAGAGGAGCCUGCAGGCUAACACCAGGUCCAAGGAAGUAUUUCUGUGAACUCACUCUGGACUCAAACACAGCUCUUAGAAAACUCAAACUGUCUGAUGACGACAGGAAGGUGACAGCAGUGGAGCAGGAGCAGCCAUAUCCUGAUCAUCCAGAGAGAUUUAAUCACUGGGGGCAGGUUCUGUGUACAACUGGUCUGACUGGUCGAUGUUACUGGGAGGUCGAGUGGGGAGGGUGGGUUGAUAUAGGUGUGACUUACAGAGGAAUCAGAAGGAAAGGAAAAGGCGUGGACUGCAGGCUUGGAGGGAACGAUCAGUCCUGGAGUUUGGACUGUUCUGAUGAUGGGUUCUUUGUUUGUCACAAAAACAGUGGAACAUCUGUGCGUCCUCGAGCCUCCUCUCUGUCUAACAGAGUGGGAGUGUAUCUGGACUGGCCCUCUGGCUCUCUGUCCUUCUUCAGCAUCUCCUCUGACUCUCUGAUCCACCUCCACACCUUCAACACCACAUUCACUGAACCCGUCUACCCUGCCUUUAGGAUUAGGUACGAGUCAUACGGUGCCUUAUUGGCACUAUGUCAGCUGUAAAGGAGAAAAUUAACUGCUCAGAGGAAAAGUGUAGAUUAAUUCAAAGGUAACUGUGACAAGCUAGUUUCAAUCUUUAUCCAAUCUGUAGAGAAAGAGACACACACACAAAAUCAUUUUACGUUGUUCAAAAAUGAUUCUUUAG
Molecule: messenger RNA, 3242 nt
Organism: Lates calcarifer (barramundi perch)
Lineage: Eukaryota; Metazoa; Chordata; Actinopteri; Centropomidae
Product: NLR family CARD domain-containing protein 3
Exons: 7
Coding region: 332-3100 (922 amino acids)
Molecular function (GO): protein binding
Source: RefSeq, a predicted model, not a curated record